Molecule: messenger RNA, 739 nt
Organism: Anopheles moucheti
Lineage: Eukaryota; Metazoa; Arthropoda; Insecta; Diptera; Culicidae
Product: farnesol dehydrogenase-like
Exons: 2
Coding region: 5-739 (244 amino acids)
Molecular function (GO): oxidoreductase activity
Source: RefSeq, a predicted model, not a curated record
AACAAUGGAGCGCUGGCAGGGCAAGGUAGCGAUAGUGACCGGGGCCAGUUCGGGCAUUGGCGCGGCAACCGUAAAAGCACUCGCCAAAGCCGGCUUGAUUACUUUCGGUCUAGCGCGUCGUGUCGAACGUGUUGACGAGCUAAAAAAUGAGCUUCCCGGUGACGCAAAGGAGCGUCUCCACAGUAUCCGAUGCGACAUCACGAAGGAGGAAGACAUUUUGGCCGCCUUUCGGCAGGUGCAGGAAAAGUACGGUGGUGUUGAUGUGCUGAUCAAUAACGCAGGUGUGGCAAGAUCGACCGUCGGUGUGCUGGAUGCUGACAAUACGCAAGCACUGCGGGAUGUGAUCGAUACUAAUCUGAUGGGGCUGACUCUGUGCAGCCGAGAAGCCUAUCAGUCAAUGAAGAAACGAUCGGCCGAUGGCCAUAUCAUCCACAUCAACAGUAUUCUCGGCCACUAUGUACUACCGAUGGGGACACUUAAUGUCUAUCCUGCAUCCAAGUAUGCCGUGACGGCACUCACGGAAACGAUGCGCCAUGAGCUCAGGUUGGCUGGGACGAAAAUCAAAGUCACGAGCAUAAGCCCAGGGUUGGUAAGAACCGAGAUCAUCCCGAACAGUAUGGGCGAUACUCCGUUACUCGAAUCAGAGGACAUUGCGGACGCUAUUCUGUACGUACUUGGGACCCCACCUGGAGUACAAAUUCACGAGCUGACGAUUAAACCGGUGGGUGAAGAAAUGUAA